UAGUGAUAUUAGAGGAAAGAUCAGAGAAAAAAUCAGUGUUCGAAGUAUUCAAAAAGCGAAAUCGAUCUAUCGAUAUAACGAAAAGAAAAGGAAUAAAACGAUAAGAUGUACGAUAGUAUUGUAGUAUAGCGACAAAGGUGGGGUGAUGGUGGUUGGUCCUGAUCGUGAUCGUAACGUAAUAGCGGUAGUGGUUGUAAGGUUGUGUCGGUGGUAUGGUAUUGCUGCUGCUGUUGCUGCUGCUGCUGCUGUUGUUGGUGGAGGUGGCAGUGGAGGUGGCAGUGGCAGCGGGGGCAGCCAUACUCAAACAACCGCCGAGCGAGGAGCGCGGCGUGGCGUAGAAAUGAAACGAUAAUACGGCACGUUGAAACGCUCACGGCCCGGGGACGAGGCGCAAGGCGUGAGUGUGACCGAUUGGGCGUAAAAGAAUUAGAAGACAGAAAAGAAUCAGGGCGGAAGUGCGGCAAAGUUCGCGGAGGAAAAGGAAAGAGUGUGUCGACGAAAAGAAGGGGGCUCCGCCGUCGAAUCUCGGUGGUGGCACGGAGUGGACGGUAUGAGCGCAAAGACGGACGUUAACAGGCGAGUCCUAGCGAUUCAGGCCAAAAAGAAGAGGCACAAGCCGAGUAAAAGAAAAGGAAAAGGUAAUUCUCAGGGUGAUACGGACUCAACCACCGGACAGUGCUCAAAAGUACAACCAGCCGCCGCACGGCAAGGACAAGGAUCCGACUUCUUUCAAGAUGCCUCUUCGGGACAGAGGCCGUACUCCAGCGAUAAUGGAAAUAGAUUGGAACCAUGUCACAGCUCGAGCAAUGAAACGAUAGAGGAUGAUGAUGAAGUGUAUAGUAGCGAAGAUGAGGAGCAGGAAGAUAGCAGUGAUUAUUGCAAAGGAGGUUAUCAUCCUGUGAAGAUAGGGGAUUUGUUUUUAAGUCGUUAUCAUGUGACUCGAAAACUUGGCUGGGGUCAUUUCUCUACAGUCUGGCUUUGCUGGGAUCUACAGGAUAAGCGAUUUGUGGCACUCAAAGUAGUGAAAUCUGCAACUCAUUUUACUGAGACUGCUUUGGAUGAGAUAAAAUUAUUGAAAGACGUACGUGAUAUCGAUCCUAGCGAUCCUAAACGAAAUAAGACCGUCCAGUUACUCAAUGACUUCAAGAUCAGUGGCAUUAAUGGUCUUCAUGUUUGCAUGGUAUUCGAAGUGCUUGGACACAAUCUUCUUAAAUUGAUCAUAAAAUCUAGUUAUAGAGGAAUUCCAAGAAACAAUGUUAAGCGCAUCAUCCGCCAAGUCCUUGAGGGUCUUGAUUAUCUUCAUAAUAAAUGUAAAAUCAUUCAUACAGAUAUCAAACCUGAAAAUGUUCUCAUAUGUGUAGAUGAAACUUAUAUAAGAAAAUUAGCUUGCGAGGCAACCGAAUUACAUUCUUUGGGUAUAAAAUUACCAGUUUCUUUAAUUUCUACUGCGCCGAAAGAAUUUCAAGAACCCACGCCAAAUUCCAAAAUGUCUAAAAAUAAAAAGAAGAAACUGAAGAAAAAAGCUAAACGGCAAAACGAAUUGUUGAAGAAACAAAUGGAACAGAUAGAGGAAAUAGAAGAACAGAAUAAACUUGCAAAUAGUACAAGAGAAAAUGGUGAGUUGGAGACUAAUAGUCCGGAUCAAGAUGUGAAUACAGAAAGUAUAGAAGAUAAUACAGAAAGUAAAGGUUCUCCUGAUAUCUCAGAACCAUCUGUACCAUCGUUACACAUCAAUGGAGUGGAUGGUUUAGCAGGUGGAGAAAAAAUAGAAAAUCAAUCAACCGAUCGGUCGGAGAAAAUGGAGAAUGUGACUUUAUGCGAUGUAGACAAAAGUUGUGGUGAAAGUACUCUACCACGAGAUGCAGAAGAUACGGACGAAUGUAGCGAAGGACGUAAUUUGAAUCCACCUGAGAGCAAACAAUUAAAACGGGCAUCUGUAGCACCACUUGAUCCAGCUACGGUAGAUUGUGAAGUCGAAGUAAAAAUAGCUGAUCUUGGAAAUGCAUGCUGGGUUCAUAAAAAAUUUACAGAUGAUAUACAAACACGACAAUACAGAUCUUUAGAGGUGUUGUUAGGAUCAGGAUAUGAUACUUCUGCAGAUAUAUGGUCCACAGCAUGUAUGGCAUUUGAAUUGGCAACUGGUGAUUAUCUUUUUGAACCACAUAGUGGUAAAGAAUAUUGUAGAGACGAAGACCAUCUAGCUCAUAUUAUAGAGCUACUUGGAGAAAUACCUAGACGUAUAGCGCUCUCUGGAAAAAACUCGAAAAUGUACUUUAACAAAAAGGGAGAAUUGAAGCAUAUUACCGGAUUAAAACCAUGGGGACUUUAUGAAGUGCUUACGGAAAAAUAUGAUUGGUCACCGAGCGAAGCACGCGAAUUUGCUGAAUUUUUAACUCCAAUGUUAGAAUUUGAUCCAAGUAUGCGAGCUACAGCUGCUGAGUGUCUGAAGCACCCAUGGUUACAAAUCAAGUGAUCCUGCUUUUAUUUUAUUUUCUUUUAUUUUAUUUACUUUUUUUUUCUUUUUUUUAAUUCUUUUAUCAUUAAAUUUCUGAGAUCCUCACUCUUUACCACCCUGAUGCAAUUACAAGUCGAGAGUGUAAUAGGAAGCAGAAAUCAGAAAAAGAAAAAAGAAAUUUUUAUACCCAAUUAUAGUUUCAAUUUUCAUAUAAAACGAAUAUACAACUAGGAGCGCACAUCUUAUAUUUAUUUCAUAUUUUAGGCCAUAAACAAAUUAUAAGACGCAGCCUAUAUAUGACACAAACAUAGCACAUCAUAAUGUAAAAAUAUACGCGAAUGAUGGCUCGACGAUAAUAAACUUUACUGAUAAAUGUCUCGAUAUUAUUAGGAGUUAGACAACAUUUCUAUAAAAGAAGUUAGAAAUCAAUUCUAUGAAAUUUCGUUACACAGUGAGGUAUGCUUCCUAAUGAAAUACUCUCGACAUCAACCGCCUAUACGUGUAUUUAUAAAUUUGUUAAAUCAUAUUUUUCAUUUAGCGAUGACAACUUAAAUUAAAGUUAAUAGUAUUUUAUUACUUUAUACAUUCGUUACAUCCUUCGUAUUGGUCACUUUAUUUAUCUACAAGUAUUCCAAGAGUCAUGGUACCCACUCAUAAGAUACUUUAUAGAUAUUUAAGGGCAGGCCCGUUAAAACACGUAAAUUUACCUAACUCAACCUAAGUAGAUUUCUUUUUAAGAUGAUGUUGGUUACUAUAAACUCUUAAUGAAAGUUUUUUUUUCUAUUAACUAUUUUCUGUAAACUCUUAGACGUAUAAUGUAAAUCUCUCACUACCUCGUUGCAUUAGAUAUUUUAAAAUACUCAUACACACAUGCCGGAACAUGUAGUUAAUGCACAGAAUAUUUCUAUGAAUUUAUAAUGUAUUCAAAUGUACGAAUGAUUGGUAUCAAGUGAGAGUUGGUUACCAGAUUCUUGGUAUAUAAAGCCAAGCUAGGGCGAACACAAAUCGAUAUGAGACAAUACGUUUUUGCUGAAUAUUUAAAGGGGCACAAAUAUUUGAGUAAACAAAAGAUUGUUAAACUAUAUAUAUUGUAAUAGGAAUAUUAGUCGAACGCAUAAGUAUCUAAAGCAAUAUUAGUUUUUGGUUAUGCAAAUUUUAUGAAUUUCAGCAGUCUCAUUCCAAAAGUAAUGCGGUUUUUUAAGUUUUAAAAUAAUGAAAAAAAGACACGUUCAGCUUUAAUUUAAGAUAUAUUUACCGCUAUUAUUUACAAUUUGUUCUUAUCUUAAUUUAAAAUGUUCAAUAUCUUGGCUAUUAAUUUCUCAUUAUCAGGGCAUUCUGACUUUUAUUCGCAUUCAAGACUAUAAUUUCCAGAAUGAAGAGACUGGAACCAUAUUUGACCUUAGCUUACACUCAUAAUACCUUGAAUCAUAAAUUUUGCGUAUUUUAUUGAUUGUUGCUGUAGCUAUGUUCUGGCAAAAUUCCCAAAACAAAAUAUAUCUUAAAUGCUCUUUUAACAUUUCCAUAACGUUUAUUUUUUUCACUCUUAAAUUCACGUGUGAAAAAUUAAACUGGCACACAAUUACUUAAAACACUGUAAAUUCUAAUAAAACAUAUACAUUGUACGAAUUCACAAUAACUGUAAAACAUUACAUCCUCCAUUUUGACCAAUAAGAAAAAGUCGCUUUACUUAUGGGAUGACCUAAUAUCUUGUAGUUUCAAUCAUAGUGAAACAUUUGUUAUUAUAUUCUUUUGAAAAUGAAGCGAACGUCUUACACAAAUUAUCUUAUUUCGCCGUCGUGUUCCGAAAUAUCGAUUCUAAUAUAUACUUUCCUAUGUCUGAAAUUCUCUAUGUUAAGUCUGAAACACCUCGCGCGCGCGUAUGUGUGUACACAAGUUUUGCAUAACCAUUUUCAUACAUGGACUAAUCAUUGAGCUCUUUGCCGGUAAAUUAUUUCCUGUUUUAUAUUAAAACAAAAGUAAAACAAAAAGAAAACAGUGCAUAUACUGUAUUUUCAUCGUCAUCGGCUCAUUCACGUUAUUCUGCUUCGUCCAGCAGUUCAGAUCUAUUCUCUAUCGUUCCCUUUCUCUCUUUUCUUUUUCUUUUGGUAAAACUUAAACUUAGGGUUUCAUAUCGACAUGUGGAUACGCUUAUGUGUACGUACAAGGAUUAUAAUAAAAUCAUGCUUUGUUUUUUUUUCUACCUCGGUGUUUCUCACCAGGUAAAGCGAUUUUAUUUAUAUAAGUAUUUAUCGUCACGUAUCAUAAUCAUUUUGUUUUCCGUCAACAACAAAUUUUGUAAAAAAUAAUGGAAAUCUGUAUAAUAAUUGAUCUCAUGCGAACAAUGCAUCUGCUCUCACUAACAAGGUAUCAAUUUCGAGACUAAAGUCCUGGCACAAUAUUCUCCACAUACAUAAAAGAAACGUAUUGUUCAUUGUACAGUUAUUUUUGGAAAGGGGUAAAAAAUUUAUCGAUUUUGUCAUUGAAAUUACCAUUAUAAUUUAUUAUAUACUACUGUACUGCGAGAAACAGGAAAUAUUGUGACAUAUAUAAGGUUUACUACGAUAUUUUUUCUGUGACAAGAAAGAACAAGAACAAGAAGAAGAAAAAGGAAAUCAACAACACUGAAUAAAUAAGGUCCCCUCUACUUGUAAUGCAGUAAUUAGUAUGAAACGCGUUUAAGAUUAUAGAUGAUUCGUUUAGCUAAUGAUGCGCCCUAUGCCUGUUUAAUUGAUUCUAUAAGCUAUUGAAUCAAGCACGCAAGCCGUAGAUAUUAUUGCGGCUUCGCAUCAUCUAAUGACGAUCUUGUCGAAUUUGUACAGUACAUAUUAGAGUAAAUAGCGAAUAUACACAGAUAUAAUUUUCUGAGAGGAUUUAAUGGCCAUUGAAAUUCGUUGGUAUCAUUUCGAAUUGCGUCUACCUCGUUACUUUUAUUUUCUUUCUUUUUAAAUUAAUCAGUCAGUAAAAUUUUAAAUAGCUAUAAAUGAGUAUUUUACAUAGAUAAAUCUAUUAUUGAAGAUAAGAAGAGUUAGGUGAGAACAAAAGACGUUAAACUAAUUCGCUCGAAUCUAUAACGAGAAUCGACUUCAAAGGUGAACGUUUUAAAAACACAAAAAAUCUUUUGAACUUUUCAUGAGAUGGGAAAAUAUUUAAUCGGCUUUAUCACGUUGACGGAUUUCACUGGCCUGACGUACGUUCGUCUUGUAGUUCAUAUAUUGCAAUUAAAAUAGAAAGAAAAAAGAAAGAAAAAAACCGAAAAAAAAACAAACCGGAAAAGAAACAUGAAUACCGACUUAUGUAGAGAUAUAAAUCCAUUAUUUACGUAGACAUGUACGAUGGCUGCUUAAAUGCUAGUUAGAAAACAAAAUUAACUGACUUGUAUAACUUUGAAACAUCUGAACUUAACAGACGUUUUAACAAUCUUCUCGUGCGUAUUAUAAUUAAUAAUACGUAAUAGAAUUACCGUUAACGGCAUGUCUAAUAAUACAUACGUGUAUUUCUAACUAUUCGAAGAUAAAAGAAAAGGAAUAAAGAAAAAGAAUGGUUUGUAUAGGGACCCAAUUUUGAACUAUACCAGUGGAUCAUGUUCCAAUCGGUAGGGGAAAUAUUAGAAUGUUUGGUAAUGGCUUGCUUAAAUAAAUUGUCGAAAUGUCAGAACUCGUGGGAAAAAGAAAAUUAAAAAAAGAAGAAAGAAAACAGAAAAUUAUGAAAUGACGUUACAAAGAAAGAAAUUCGAAAAAUAGGUAGAAAAUUAAUACUAUAGUAGUCUAUGAUUUUUAUAUAAUUGCAAAAUAACAGAAGACUAAGAGAAACUAUUAGACGAUAAAAAGAUAUCGUAAGAACGAACAAUCGAAAUUAAUCAUUUUAGUGAACGCAAAAUAAAAAAUGAAAAUCAAUACGACACUCGGACGGGGAAAAAGAACACCAAGUCACAAAUGUACUCGACCGAUGCCUAUUGUAAAUAUAUAUACACGGAAAUGGUCAGAAGACAAUUUUCUUUUGCAUAGCGUUCUAACCGUGACUGACUCUUCAUCGAUACAGAUUUAAUCGUGAGUAACGGGACAGUUAUCGGAGAUAACAAAAAUUUGAUAAAAGAAGCGCGUAUAUCUUACUGAUUGGUACAUAAUCAGUCUGGAUCGUGGAGUCACGAAAAAGAUUUUGUUAAAAAAUUAUGCAUGUUUAGCAAAUUAAAGCGCAAAGGUGUAUUACGAGCCAUACGAAAAAUUUGAAAAAAGUAAGAAAUAAUGACUAAAAAUUGUUGAGAAUAAAAAAAAAGAAUAAAAGAAAGACGAAAAACAAACGACAGAAAAAAACAAAAGAAAAAAAAUACAUUAUAUAGGACAUCUUCAUAUGUGUGAUCAUUUUUAGAAUCGUUUUAUCGUUUUAUCGAUCGAGUAAAAUCGAACAAAAGGAUUAACUUUGAGCGAUAACAACAGCAAAAAAAGAAGAAAAUACAUACAGAAAUAGCGUUGUAAAAGUUGACUGGUGUUUUUAGAGAACAACAAGCUUCCGAGCUUUUAGACAAUAUCCUAAAUAUUAGCACUAAUGAGUGCCCCUUUCCAGCCAAUUCCUUCUUCCGAUAUUGAGAAAAGUAAAAUCCGAUUACGAGAGAGUAAAAGAGAAGUGUUUAGAAAGUUUUAAUCUACCAAUCGUAGAAAAAGGAACGAGUGAGAAUUUAAUGAUAUAUAUAUAUAUAUAUAUAUAUAUAUAUAUCUUUUUUUUCUUUUUUAAUCUUUCUUUCUCUUCCCUCGAGCUAUAAUUCGUUUCUCGAUGAUCGGAGUUAAUAUCGUUAGAUCGAUGCGAUUUAAGUUUCAUCUUACUUUGUUACAAUUCUUUCAUCCUCGAAUUAAUCCCUUUCAUGUCACGAGAUCGUUUUUCGUUUUUGCACUAUGUUCGUUUCUACGUUUAUUUGUUUAUUUCCUUCUCCCCCCCCCCACCGCCCCGAUAUGUUUCGCAAGAUAAAUGAAAUAAUAAUAAUAAUAGAAAAAGAAUAAUAAAAAAUAAAAAAAGGAAAGAUAAAUCCGUGAAAAAGCACGUUGAAUCGACACGAUGUCUCGUGUGUUUCAGUCCUUCGAGAUCGAUAGAUUUCUCGCAAAUACACGAGACAUUCGUAAAUUAAUAUGAUUAAUUGAAAAAAGAAAUGAACGAGCCGAAAGAAAUAAAUGGAUUUGAUGUUUAGAUGCUGCCUCCAUUAUAUGCCCUGCCACAGGAAAAAGUACGAUAAUAAACAUAGACCCAUGUACCCACCUCUAAGAGAAUGAUAUAUAUAUAAGAAAUAAAUUCGCAAGAAAAUAAAAAUAAAUAAAAAAAGGGAA
Messenger RNA from Vespula pensylvanica (western yellowjacket), 7767 nucleotides. It is a transcript of the gene SRPK, whose product is annotated as SRSF protein kinase 2. NCBI's taxonomy places the organism in Eukaryota, Metazoa, Arthropoda, Insecta, Hymenoptera, Vespidae. The record is from RefSeq and is a predicted model, not a curated record. Bases 551 to 2473 code for a protein of 640 amino acids. Gene Ontology annotation, molecular function: protein kinase activity; ATP binding. Gene Ontology annotation, biological process: spliceosomal complex assembly; regulation of mRNA processing; protein phosphorylation. The transcript has 6 exons.